AUGUCGGACAAAGGAAGUGGCAUGGACGGGAAGACGGACAUAGUGAACGGCAGCUUGUCCAGCAGCCCAGAGGAGAUGUCAGCUGAGGAGGGCCGAGAAACCUCCUCUGGCAUUGAGGUGGAGGCCUCUGACCUCAGCCUGAGCCUCACGGGAGAUGACGUGGGGCCCAACUGCACCAGCACGGAGAGCCGGGACACGGACACGGAGAGCUCGGGGGAAGAGAAGGACUCUGACAGCAUGGACGACACAGGCCACUACUCCAUAAACGAGGAGAACCGGGCCCUCGACCGGUCGCACUCGGAGGAGGAAGAGGAGGAGGAGGAAGAGGAGGAGCAGCGGUCCCACCGCCGUGCCCAGCGCAAGCGUGCCAACCACGACCAAGACUCCUCUGAUGACGAGCAGGCCCUGGAGGACUGGGUGUCCUCGGAGACCACGGCGCUGCCGCAGCCCCGCUGGCAGCUUGCUGUCUUCCAGGCCAAGUUCCUCCCCAACAGCGGCGACUCCACGCUGGCCAUGUGUGCUCGGGACGGCCAGGUCCGGGUGGCCGAGCUCUCUGCCACCCAGUGCUGCAAAAACACCAAGCGCGUGGCGCAGCACAAAGGAGCUUCGCACAAGCUGGCCCUAGAACCGGAUUCUCCAUGCACUUUCCUAUCGGCAGGUGAAGAUGCUGUAGUCUUCACCAUUGAUCUGAGACAAGACCGGCCCGCCUCGAAACUGGUUGUGACAAAGGAAAAAGAGAAGAAAGUGGGUCUGUACACCAUCUACGUGAACCCAGCCAACACCUACCAGUUUGCUGUGGGAGGCAGAGAUCAGUUUGUCAGGAUUUACGACCAGCGGAAAAUAGACGAGAAUGAGAACAACGGCGUGCUCAAGAAGUUCUGCCCUCACCACUUGGUAAGCGGCUCGAUUUGGCGGUGUACCGGCGUGAUGGGUGGCACCGGGGAGCUGUUGGCCAGCUACAACGAUGAGGACAUUUAUCUCUUCAACUCCUCGCACAGCGACGGGGCGGAGUACAUCAAGAGAUACAAGGGGCAUCGCAAUAAUGCCACCGGUAAGGGCAGGCUGGGACGG
Messenger RNA from Opisthocomus hoazin, 1071 nucleotides. Lineage: Eukaryota; Metazoa; Chordata; Aves; Opisthocomiformes; Opisthocomidae. The record is from RefSeq and is a predicted model, not a curated record.